This is a messenger RNA of Glycine soja, 1368 nucleotides long. Its product is annotated as mitochondrial uncoupling protein 3-like. The record is from RefSeq and is a predicted model, not a curated record. The coding region runs from base 252 to 1169 and encodes 305 amino acids. Gene Ontology annotation, biological process: transmembrane transport; response to cold. Lineage: Eukaryota; Viridiplantae; Streptophyta; Magnoliopsida; Fabales; Fabaceae. The transcript has 3 exons.
UUACUUAUGAAUUUUCUCGGUGCGGAUAGAACAGGUUCGGAUAAACUGAACCGUGUCAGUGUGUCAUCAUCGACUGCUCCAAAUGGCCGAGGUAAUUUUGAAUCUAAUCGUGGAAUCCAUGAUGCCUGAUGGGUAGGAAUCAUUGCAGCCAAAAGACAUCAUACCAGUUCCUGGUUUCCUUGAUUGUCUUAGAAGAACAAACAGCCUUGCAUAUCUUUUGGUGGUGAGUUAGGUCUUUCUUGAAUGUACCCAUGAAAUCAGGCUAUCAACAUGGUGGAGUUGAUAUUACUCACACUAAGGCCUUUCUAACAUCACUGUCAGCUAUGGUGGCUGAGACCACAACUUUCCCCAUAGAUUUGAUCAAGACCAGGCUCCAACUCCAUGGCGAGUCACUUUCCUCGAGUCACCCCACUAGUGCAUUUCGAGUAGGCUUGGGCAUUAUUCGUGAACAAGGUGCCCUUGGCCUUUACAGUGGCCUGUCACCAGCAAUUAUUAGACACAUGUUCUACUCGCCUAUUCGAAUUGUUGGGUAUGAGAACCUGAGAAAUGUUGUUUCUGUUGAUAAUGCUUCGUUCUCUAUCGUUGGCAAGGCUGUAGUUGGUGGAAUCUCUGGUGUCUUGGCUCAGGUUAUAGCCAGCCCAGCUGAUCUUGUCAAGGUGAGGAUGCAAGCUGAUGGCCAAAGGGUGAGCCAAGGUCUUCAACCCCGGUAUUCGGGGCCAUUUGAUGCUCUAAACAAAAUUGUUCGUGCUGAAGGAUUUCAAGGAUUGUGGAAGGGUGUUUUUCCUAAUAUCCAAAGAGCCUUCUUAGUGAACAUGGGAGAAUUAGCCUGUUAUGAUCAUGCUAAACAAUUUGUUAUUAGAAGUAGGAUAGCUGAUGACAAUGUUUUUGCCCACACUUUUGCUUCCAUCAUGUCAGGUUUAGCGGCAACGUCUUUGAGCUGCCCGGCUGAUGUUGUGAAGACUAGAAUGAUGAAUCAGGCAGCUAAAAAGGAAGGGAAAGUCUUAUAUAAUAGCUCUUAUGAUUGCUUGGUGAAGACAAUUAAAGUUGAAGGAAUAAGAGCAUUGUGGAAAGGAUUCUUCCCAACAUGGGCAAGGCUUGGCCCAUGGCAAUUUGUGUUCUGGGUUUCCUAUGAGAAGUUCAGGAAAUUUGCAGGGCUCUCUUCUUUCUAAUAUAACAUUUUAUUUAUUUAUUUAUUUAUACUAGCACUCAUUCAUCCAUAAUAAAUUCACAAGUCACAGCCUACAGGGUACUAACACCCAGAUUUAUAUUUUUCUCAACUUUUAGCUCAGUGUAUACUUUUUUGAGAUAAACUACAUUACUCUUUCCUAAGAAGAUUAUAUUAUACUACCUGUGUUUUACUGCAGAUUA